CUUCCCGCGGGGGGACGCCAUCGAGCGUGUAGUUCCCGGCCUGAUCUCACGACAACAAGCCGCUUCCCUCGUCUCCGAGCAGAGGGCGGUCCGUCAUGAGGACCCUGCUAGCUUUAGCUAACACUCUGCAGUUUACUGCGAGGGCUGCCCGGCGAGGAACACGCCAUGGUAUAGUCUGCUCGUUCCCCGCCACGGCGCGUUGCUACUCACCCCCGGUGACCGGAGGCGUCUUUUCCCGCCAGACCGGGACGGUCCUUUGUCCGGACUCAUGUUAGACUUCCACAGCGGGCUCGAAUGGGAUUUACCCAGCUAGCCGCAGCUAAUGCUAGCUUCGCGGCCAACCGGUUCGCACUAGCUCUCUGACACAGCGGGUUGACAUCGCACACCUCAUAAUUAGCAGGUGGACUAACUGGAGCAACCAUGCCUCCCAGGCCAUCCUCGGGAGAACUAUGGGGGAUGCACUUGAUGCCCCCCAGCAUCAAAGUGGACUGCCUCCUUCCAAAUGGCAUGAUUCUCACGAUGGAGUGCCUCCGAGAGGCCACGCUGAUUACAGUGAAGCACGAGCUUUUCAAAGAAGCCAGGAAGUAUCCUCUUUACCAUCUACUGCAAGAGGAGAGCUCCUACAUCUUCGUCAGUGUCACCCAAGAAGCGGAACGGGAGGAGUUUUAUGACGAAACCAGACGGUUAUGUGACCUCAGGCUCUUCCAAGCUUUCCUCAAAGUCAUCGAGCCUGUAGGCAACAGAGAAGAAAAGAUUCUCAAUCGAGAAAUUGGUUUUGCGAUUGGAAUGCCCAUAUGUGAGUUUGAUUUGGUCAAAGAUCCAGAAGUGCAGGACUUCAGAAGGAACAUUUUGAAUGUUUGUAAAGACGCCGUGGACCUUAGAGACUGCAAUGGACACCACAGUAGAGCCUUGUACGUUUAUCCCCCCAAUGUGGAAUCCUCAGUUGAGCUGCCCAGGCACAUCAAUAACAAACUAGAUAAAGGUCAAAUAAUUGUGGUCAUAUGGGUCAUUGUAUCGCCCAGCAAUGACAAGCAGAAGUAUACUCUGAAGAUCAACCACGAUUAUGUGCCAGAGCAGGUGAUCGCCGAGGCCAUCCGUAAGAAGACGCGCAGCAUGUUGCUCUCCCAGGAGCAGUUAAAGAUGUGUGUGCAGGAGUAUCAAGGAAAGUACAUCCUCAAAGUGUGUGGCUGUGACGAAUACUUACUGGAGAAAUACCCUCUGAGUCAGUAUAAGUAUGUUCGCAGUUGCAUCAUGUUGGGGCGAAUGCCCAACUUGAUGCUGAUGGCGAAAGACAGCUUGUACUCCCAACUGCCGAGUGACAAUUUCACCAUGCCGUCGUACGCAAGGAGAAUAUCCACAGCGACGCCCUACAUGAACGGGGAAACAGCCACCAAGUCUCUAUGGACCAUCAACGGAAAACUGAGGAUCAGAGUGCUCUGUGCCACUUACGUCAAUGUCAAUAUCAGAGACAUAGACAAGAUCUACGUGAGGACUGGGAUAUACCACGGUGGAGAGCAGUUGUGUGACAAUGUCAACACCCAGCGCGUGCCUUGUUCGAAUCCCAGGUGGAAUGAGUGGCUCAACUACGACAUGUUCAUUCCAGACAUCCCCCGUGCUGCCCGCCUCUGCCUCUCCAUCUGCUCUGUCAAAGGAAGGAAGGGAGCAAAAGAGGAGCAUUGCCCCCUGGCCUGGGGCAACAUCAACCUGUUUGACUACACUCACACAUUAGUAGCAGGGAAAAUGGCACUCAACCUAUGGCCUGUCCCACAUGGCCUGGAAGACCUACUUAACCCCAUCGGCGUCACCGGUUCGAACCCCAACAAGGAAACACCUUGCCUGGAGUUGGAGUUUGACCAUUUCAGCUCUCCAGUCAAAUUCCCAGAUAUGACCGUUAUUGAGGACCAUGCAAACUGGAAUAUAUCCAGAGAGCUUGGCUUUAAUUACUCCCACACAAGUUUGAGCAACAGAGUGGCCCGAGACAACCCUUUCACAGACAGCGACAGUGAGCAGCUUCGUUUAGUGUGUAACCGAGACCCUUUGUCUGAGAUCACGGAGCAGGAGAAAGACUUUGUAUGGAGACACAGACAUUAUUGUGUCAACAUGCCCGACAUCCUUCCCAAGAUCCUCCUCGCUGUGAAAUGGAACUCCAGAGAUGAGGUUGCACAGAUGUAUUGCCUUCUGAAGGACUGGCCGGCCAUCAAGCCAGAACAAGCCAUGGAGUUGCUGGACUGCAACUUUCCUGAUCCUAUGAUCAGAGAUUUUGCCGUAAAGUGCCUUGAGACAUAUUUAACUGAUGACAAGCUGUCACAGUACCUCAUUCAACUGGUUCAGGUUCUGAAGUAUGAGCAGUACCUUGAUAAUCCACUCGCCCGCUUCCUGCUGAAAAAAGCAUUAACCAAUCAAAGGAUAGGACAUUUCUUCUUCUGGCAUUUAAAGUCAGAGAUGCACAACAAGACAGUUAGCCAAAGGUUCGGCCUCCUGCUGGAGUCAUACUGCCGGGCCUGCGGCAUGUAUCUGAAGCACCUGAGCCGGCAGGUGGAAGCCAUGGAAAAACUCAUCAAUCUCACUGACCUCCUGAAACAGGAAAAGAAGGAUGAGGCGCAGAAGGUUCAAAUGAAGUUUCUGGUGGAGCAGAUGAGGAGGCCUGACUAUAUGGACGCAUUGCAGAACUUCACCUCCCCGUUGAAUCCAGCACAUCAACUAGGAACCCUCCGUUUAGAGGAAUGCCGAAUGAUGUCAUCUGCCAAGCGACCUUUGUGGCUUAAUUGGGAAAAUCCAGAUUUGAUGUCAGAGCUCCUGUUUCAGAACAACGAAAUCAUAUUUAAAAAUGGAGAUGAUCUGAGGCAGGACAUGCUGACGCUGCAGAUCAUUAGGAUAAUGGAAAACAUCUGGCAGAACCAAGGCCUUGAUCUCAGGAUGCUUCCCUACGGUUGUCUCUCCAUUGGUGACUGUGUUGGUUUGAUUGAGGUGGUGAGGAAUUCUCACACCAUCAUGCAGAUCCAGUGCAAAGGAGGCCUAAAGGGGGCGCUGCAGUUCAACAGCCACACACUGCACCAGUGGCUUAAGGAUAAGAACAAGGGAGAGAUGUAUGACCAGGCCAUAGAUCUGUUUACACGGUCAUGUGCAGGCUAUUGUGUCGCCACAUUUAUCCUGGGCAUAGGUGACAGACACAAUAGCAACAUCAUGGUCAAAGAUGAUGGACAGCUUUUCCACAUCGAUUUUGGCCAUUUCCUUGACCACAAAAAGAAGAAGUUUGGAUACAAGAGAGAACGUGUGCCCUUUGUGCUGACGCAAGACUUCUUGAUCGUCAUAAGCAAAGGAACGCAAGAGUGCACCAAAACAAGAGAGUUUGAAAGGUUCCAGGAGAUGUGUUACAAGGCAUACCUGGCAAUCCGGCAGCACGCCAACCUCUUUAUCAACCUCUUCUCCAUGAUGCUGGGCUCCGGGAUGCCCGAGUUGCAAUCAUUUGACGACAUCGCGUACAUUCGCAAGACCUUGGCCCUGGACAAGUCGGAGCAGGAGGCCCUGGACUAUUUCAUGAAGCAGAUGAACGACGCUCAUCAUGGCGGCUGGACUACCAAGAUGGACUGGAUCUUCCACACUAUUCGCCAGCACGCCAUGAACUGAAACGGCACCCACAACGAGCGGAGUAAACAGACUUUGGCACGGAAAGAACCCUAACGGUGAACACUAAGGCCUGGUCCCUCUUUCGCCAGCAUGUGACUUUUCAACCAUUACCUGCCAGCGCAGUAUGAACGGCGGUGCUACGAAGAGCCUUUUAUCAGGGACAUGAUGCCUAAAUGUUGUCACUUCCUUUUGCUGCACUACAUGACCUUCAGAUGGCGUGGUGGACUUGUAUUUCAUCAGUUCUUCAUCGGAAUUAAAACCGUCUAAUGGACCUAAACUGCAUAAGAACUAACUACAGUAAAGACACUUUAUUUUUGUUAUUAUUUUUUUAUUCAACUACAUCAGCAUUAAGAGAGGAACAUCACUAUGAAGUUACUUGUUUUUCCCCUCUGUACAAGUGAGAAUUGUCAAACUACAUUAUUUCCACUGCCUAUUUUCAAAAUAGGAGUGUGACACAGUAUGUAUGCAUGCGGAAAAAGGACACUAAGGAUCCACUCCCAUUUUACAAUCCUAAAAAAAGGCAAAUAGCAAUAUCCAAGUACAGAACUGACAGAGGAAGUGUUGUGGCAAACACUUUAAACAGCAUUUAUGAACAGGACUUUUUUGCGUGUACCUGAAAUAGUGACUUAUUGUAGCAUACAGAUGAUAUGUCUACAGUUUAGAAGUCAUCCCACUCUCAUAAGUAAUUUUUUAUGUUUUUGUACAGCAGUAUAUUCAUUGAUGUGUAUGCAUACAGUGCACAUAUUCCUUUUUUGAGUCUUUCUACUGAGCCAAAGUACUACAGAUGUAUAACCCUGCCCACUACUCAGCAGUCUUAUUGUAAACAUAAUAAGGCUACUUUCACACUGCAGGGUAGGAAGUCGAUGAGAUUUUUUUUGUCAAAUCCGAUCUUUUUAUGCCGUCGCACAUUACAAAAAAAAAAAAAAAAAAGGCGAAGUCUAAUGUGAACACAAUCUGACCCACAUGCAGACAUGACAUCACGUGUGCUGCAGUGUUUACGGAAUUCUAGUAGUAGUAAGACAUUAGUAGUACUAGUAGCAUUUUUGGCAAUUUCAAGGAAUUUGUGCAAUCAUAAAGUCAACAUUUCCUGAUCUGAAUUAUUGCGUGUAGAACAGGUGUGUGUGUGUAUACAGUACAGGCCAAAAGAUUGGACACGCCUUCUCCUCAUUCAAUGCGUUUUCUUUAUUUUCAUGACUAUUUACAUUGCAUAUUGUCACUGAAGGCAUCAAAACUAUGAAUGAAC
This is a messenger RNA of Entelurus aequoreus (snake pipefish), 4870 nucleotides long. RefSeq names its product phosphatidylinositol 4,5-bisphosphate 3-kinase catalytic subunit alpha isoform. The coding region runs from base 421 to 3627 and encodes 1068 amino acids. The record is from RefSeq and is a predicted model, not a curated record. Gene Ontology annotation, cellular component: phosphatidylinositol 3-kinase complex, class IA; cytoplasm; phosphatidylinositol 3-kinase complex, class IB. The transcript is spliced from 21 exons. NCBI's taxonomy places the organism in Eukaryota, Metazoa, Chordata, Actinopteri, Syngnathiformes, Syngnathidae. Gene Ontology annotation, biological process: phosphatidylinositol 3-kinase/protein kinase B signal transduction; phosphatidylinositol-mediated signaling; cell migration. Gene Ontology annotation, molecular function: 1-phosphatidylinositol-3-kinase activity; 1-phosphatidylinositol-4-phosphate 3-kinase activity.